Messenger RNA from Lethenteron reissneri (Far Eastern brook lamprey), 3846 nucleotides. RefSeq names its product thioredoxin domain containing 15 (gene TXNDC15). The record is from RefSeq and is a predicted model, not a curated record. Gene Ontology annotation, cellular component: cilium. Lineage: Eukaryota; Metazoa; Chordata; Hyperoartia; Petromyzontiformes; Petromyzontidae. Gene Ontology annotation, biological process: cilium assembly.
AUGCGCUCUAGGAAAUGCAAUCACCUCCAUCACUGCCCACAACUACCACCACCAAACCCAACAACCAAAAACCUCGUCAAGCCUCGUGCUCGUCACGCCAUGCGUUGGUGCGAAGCGCGCACCGCCGUCGUCCUCCUCUGCGCUGCCCUCCUGUCCCCGGGGCUGACCGUCUGCCACGCCGCGGACUCUUCCCAUGGUGGGGGGCUCGACGAGACUGGCGGUGGGGGGCCCGGUGGGGAGGCCCCCCCGGUGGACUUCAUGAAGCCCGAGGAGGCCACGGUGGAGGAGCAGGGAGACUUCUCGGAUCUCCUCGCCGCCGUCACGCGGCUCCUCAGGCCACCUGACAGGCCGGCCGAGGAGGGAGCGGAGGCCGAGGUGGAGGUGGAAGAUGACGAGGAGGUUGAGGGGGAAGUGGAGGGUGUCGAGGUGGAGGAGGAGGAGGACGAGGAGGAGGAGGACGGGGGAGAGGACAGUCAGGUGCCGGGGCUGUCGAUGGUGCCGGGCAACGCGGUGCAGGCAGAGGACGGCAGCGGCCGGGAGAACGCCACGGAGGCUGCCGCGCGGCCCCCCAAGAUCAAUUGCACGGAGCGCGCGGAUCCCGGCGAGGCCCUGGGGGUCUACAUCCUCCAGCAGUCGCAGGAUCUGCUCGAAGUGCUGAACGGCAGUGGCAGCGAGUGCGCCGUCGUCCUCUUCUUCGCGCCCUGGUGCCAGUUCUCGGCCGGGCUGGCGCCGCACUUCAACGCGCUGGCGCGGGCCUUUCCCUCCUUCCACUUCGUGGCGCUGGACGCCUCCCAGCACAGCAGCCUGGCAACGCGCUUCGGCACGGUGGCUGUGCCAAACAUUCUGCUGUUCCAGGGAGCAAAGCCGGUGGCGCGGUUCAACCACACGGAGAGAACCUUGCCCGCCCUCUCCUCCUUCCUUCUCAACCACACAGGAGUACCGGCGGACGAGCAAGUGGCGGUGACGCCGCAGGACCUGGAGGGGCCCGUGCCAAGCGAGGUGGCGCGCGCCACGGACUGGCUGCUCGUCUUCUCGCUCGCCUUCAUUGCCGCGUUCCUCGCGUACGGCGCCAGCCAGACCGGCGUGCUGCGCCGCGUCGUGCCCGCGGCCUGGCACCACCAGCGCCAGCAGCACCAGCACCAGGACUGAGCUGCACGCCAAUCUCUGCCGCGUGCGUAUGGUAGUGGGGGGGGGGUCCACCUACGCACUACCCCAACACCUGCCCACCGCCACCCUGUGUGGCUACACCGUGGAGAUGUUUUGUAUAAAGCACAGCACGUUAGUGUGGUGGGUGCAGCGAUGGGGGCGCGUCACCAGGGCGGCAUGUAAACAUCAGCACCGAGCGUGGUGAUGGCCAACACCACCCCCCUCCCUGGCACCCCCUGUGCACCGUGCUGGCCUUUACAGAUGCUCAUGAGCAGCACUUGCCCCCACAUCCUGUUAAAGGCUGUACGGGGGAUUGCAGCUGGCUGGCAUCGUGUGACGUGCUGCUGAUGCGCGUGCCAGUCCACCCCGUGAGAUGCGGGCCCAUCCUGGGACCGUGGCGCAAAUAUCGAGUGUGCAGGCGGUGCAAUCGCAUCAGGGCCCAUUGUUCUGGAAGGACCCGGGCACUGGGCUAAGAAGAGAGGUUUGUGGGAGGUGGGGGGCUGGCAGGAAUUGGAUGGGGUUUAGGGGGCCUCGUUUAAAUCGUUGCAACCUCACUAUGCUGCUUCACCCAGUGGAAAGCUUUAACCACUUCACUUUGCCUAAGAGUGCACCUAGCUUGGCGCAAGUGCCAUGGUUACGUUGAUGUGCCUGUGCUCGUGGAAAAUGUGUCCGUCGUGGGAGGGACAUGACAUCGUUGCAGGGUUGUGUGCGCGCGUGUGCGUGUAGGCACGCGGGCAGUUGUACACGUGGUUUUGGACACAAUCCAACCUUGGUGAGCUUAGCCCACCCAUCCAUCGGUGUCAUCUCUUUAUAAUAAUAACAAUAAAACAAUUUGUAACGCGCACGCAUUUCUGGUUAAUGCACCUGCAGUGUUGGGCUCGAACCGCGAACCUUUGCAAUGAGCGGCAAAAUUCAAUCCUGCCAGGUCAUCUGUCACCACGACGUCCGUCUUUGUCUUCCUCUUGCCCUUCUGCCUUUGAUUCUCCCAAGGAGAUAGUGUGGCAGUCGGGCUCUCCCUGUGAGCCUCUGGCUACAUGUCCACCAUAGCGAGAGCUGGUACUGGAUGUGGUGUGCCGGGCAUGGGAACGUUUUCUGAAUUGCCACCCCAGCUUGUACUGACUGGAAUUAAACCGUGGCCGUCUUGUUCUUGUUUGACUGAUUCACACGUAAUUGUUUGGCAAUAUCCAAUUAUUUCUUGCAACUCACCUUUCACAGCUGAUGUUACGAUUCGUAACCGAGACAUCUUUCACGUCUAAUUGUGUUCUCAGCGUCACCCUAAAAUGCGAGAUCUCAAACGCUUGUGAGGUUAGUAAUUUAUUGAAAAUUAGCGAUGUACUGUACAUAUAUUCAAUGCGCGGGCACUAUGGCUCUCCCCCGACGUCCACCCCCACCACGCGCCCCACCACCCCUGUCCUGUCAGCGUGUGUCUCGCUUGACAUUUGAUGAAGGAUCGGACGACGUUACAACAUUCAUAAGUAGACGAUUCGCCUCCUUCACGCGCCUGUUCCUCCACACAAUAGAUCAAAGUUACUUUACACAUAUUCUUAGGUUUUUUCGGUAAAGUCACGUAGGUAAAAAAUUUAACUUAAUAAAAGUAAAAUAAAAAAAUAAAAAUCACGACGUUUCGGAGGCAACACAAGCCACACGGCCUUUCCUCGAGCGGAGGCAGAUGCAGACAUUACCCCUCGGGAGUAGUGAACUGAAAUAUCAGGCAUUCUAAAUCCAGCCCUACAUUUAUAAUGAUAAAAAAAAAAUCUACGUCUUUUCUCUGCUAAAUAUUAAAAAAAAUGCCUAUUUUGGGGGUGCCAGGAGGGGCGGGGGACCCCUGCCCCCCACCCUACUUUGGAUCUGUCACUGUCGGGGAGUGCAUCAUGUGGAGGUGAAUCAUCCGAUUUCGUAAUUUAUAUUCCGCACAACGACGCCAACGAUGACUGCGUGAUGUUGAGAAUCUUUCGUCCCUGGCGCAGCUUCGAGGUGGAGACGAUGUGUUUGUAUUGGCAGAGUGGGGCUGAAAAUGUCACGUGCCUGGUGUGUAUAUUGUUGUUAAUACCACGGGGAUCUGCUGUACAAUAAAGUUUUAGAAUAUGGUUUUGGGUUCAUGGCGUCUUCGUGCGAGGAGUUAUUUGUUGGGCUGCGUUUAAUGAGGAUGAUGGCGCUGUCGGUCACUGCAUUUCUACUACACUUGCCGUGAUGUGAUGAUACUGUGAUACGUCGUAUGAUAUUCUGAUCCAUUGUACGAUACUGCGAUACAUUGUAUGAUACUGCAAUACAUGGUACAAUACUGCGAUACAAUGUAUAGUGUAAGACCCACGAUAAUCGCAUCGUUCACUUUGCAAAAUAUAUUUUCUUCACAAUAUAUUCCCGACAAUAUGAAUCGGCAAAAAUAUGAAUUGCUUUGUAAAGCACUCUGGGAGUCAUAAUUUAUUUUUGGGGGGAUUAAGCCACGUAAUGAUCUGGCCGAGUGUCGUAAAACCUUCCACCGCCCGACAUCCAAAUGCAUCAAAUCGUCACGUGCGUUUUAAAGCGCCAAUCGUCAAUUCGGUUCACGCCAGCGGCUUGAAUAAAUCGCCCCACAGCAAAACUCGGCAAUUAGAUCGUCGACGUUUCUCUUGAAACGACAGCAAAGCAUCAUCAGAACCUAUGAAGUCGGACAUUUUUUGGAUUGAUUGACGGGCGUGGCAAAUAAAUGUUGGCCGUCAA